CCUCCCCCUCCCAUCCCCCUCCCCUCUCCCCAAACAAGAAGAAAACGGUAAUCUGAAGUCCCCAAUUCCGGAGCAAUGGAUUUCCAGAAACUUACAAGGAGAGAAUUGCAAGCUCUCUGCAAGAAGAACAAAAUUCCUGCAAACGUGACCAAUGCUGCCAUGGCCGACGCUCUGAAAGCUCUCCAGCUCGUUGAAGGAAUUGAAGAAUUGACGCAGCUGUCUCAAUCUGAAACUGCACAAUCAUCCACUGAAUCACCAGUGAGAUGCGAGGUAAUGUCUCCCUAUGUGCCUCCAACUGGUGGCAGAAGCACACGCCGGAGAAAUGUUGCAAAAGAAGAGCCUGAAUCUGUUUCUGAUGAAGUAUCAGAAAUUACUGGUACCGAUAGAUGA
Sesamum indicum (sesame) is the source of this 390-nucleotide messenger RNA. RefSeq lists its product as uncharacterized. The record is from RefSeq and is a predicted model, not a curated record. NCBI's taxonomy places the organism in Eukaryota, Viridiplantae, Streptophyta, Magnoliopsida, Lamiales, Pedaliaceae.